CUGACUGGUAGUCCCUGGAGUGCUCAAGUUGUCCCACAUCAAUAUCGAUUUGUGUUUAAAUUUGGUUCCCAUGGUAAUGGACCUGGACAGUUAAAUCAACCUUUUGAUAUUGCCGUGAGUGAAGAAACUGGAACCAUUGCUGUGGCAGACUCUGAGAAUAAAAGAAUUCAAUUGUUUAGCUCUGAUGGAAAUUAUCUGAGGGAGAUAAACGUAAAGAAAGUGUGUACCACAUUAGCUUUUACCAAGUCUGGUGAUAUCAUUGCCGUUGUCCCUAGCGAUGAUCAUAAGAUUUCUUUGUUCGCUGAAAGUGGUCAGUUUAUCAAACACAUCAACCAAGAACACCUAGAGAUACCAGCUCACUUGUCAGUGGGAUUUGAUGGCUGCAUAAUCGCAUGUGACUGGAAGAACAAUGAAAUCAGGGUAAUCUCCCCUGACGGGAUGCAGUUACUACAAUCUUUUCGUGCUUCAGACCGUGCCAAGUCCUUGUAUUGUGCUGUUUAUCACCAGGACAGAUUCUUUGUCUCUGAUGCAAACGCCAAUUGUAUUAAGGUGUUCAGCAAGGAAGGAAAGUUCCUUUACAAUAUUGGCAGUCAGGGGACUGGUGACGGACAGUUAAAAGGCCCUGUUGGACUCGCAAUCGACAAGUUUAAUAAUCUAAUCGUUUGCGAUGUCGAUAACAGAAGACUGCAAAUUUUCGGACUGGACGGGAAGUUUGUCACAAAGAUAGACAAACAUUUCCCAAAGGACGAUAGCGCUCCUUGGUCUGUCGCCAUGUCUAACAAUGGAAAAGUUUUUGUGACUGAUUUUUUUAAAGCCUGUGUUUGUGUCUUUCAGUAGAACAGUGACUUAGCAGUGAGAUAAGCAUCUCCUAUUGGGUGUUUCUCGAAAAAAAACAUAUUUCUUAACUAAUCAAUUCACAGAUCUCACUGAAAAUGAAAGCAUUUGAUGGUAAGAAAAGACAACAUUCGAAAUCCUAGGGAUGUUUUCUGAAUGAUAAAGCCAUAACUUGUGGAGAUAAUAUAAUUUCCAUCGUGUCUG
Molecule: messenger RNA, 1038 nt
Organism: Orbicella faveolata
Lineage: Eukaryota; Metazoa; Cnidaria; Anthozoa; Scleractinia; Merulinidae
Product: E3 ubiquitin-protein ligase TRIM71-like
Source: RefSeq, a predicted model, not a curated record